AUGCCAUCAAAUCAGAGAACAGAGGAUCAAGGGGAGGUCCUAUCUAUCCCAUCGAUCCCAUCACCAGAUAGCAAGGACCUUUCCUCCCUGGAAAAGGAAGAUAGCGAGUGUAUCGAGAAAGCAGAGGUCAGCUCAUCACAGAUUGAUGACAUUUCAUCUUCGCUGUCUCCAUCUCAUCGUGAAUAUCUCUUUAAACGACAUGGCACCUUGGACCUAGACCCCAUGCCAAGUGCGUCAGACGCAGACCCAUACAACUGGCCUACUUGGAAGAAAUUAACCAACCUCCUACUUGUCGCCUUUCAUGCUUGCAUGGCGACCUUUACAUCCUCAAUCACCCCUGCCUAUGAGGACAUUAGCGUCGAUUUAGGAGUAUCUCUACAAAGAGCCAGCUACCUUACCUCUCUACAGAUUGCUAUUCUUGGUGGUGCUCCCCUCUUCUGGAAACCAUUGUCCAACCGGUACGGUCGUCGGCCUAUAUUUCUGCUAUCCACCAUCCUCAGCCUUGUUUGUAAUGUAGGAUGUGCGAAGAGCCCGACGUAUGCGUCCCUGGCCGCAUGUAGAGCUUUAACGGCAUUUUUCAUCUCUCCAGCAGCAGCGAUCGGAAGUGCCGUUGUGGCAGAGACUUUCUUCAAGAAAGAGAGGGCCCGGUAUAUGGGCAUAUGGACCUUAAUGGUCACCUUGGGUAUACCAGUUGGUGCAUUGAUCUUUGGUUUUGUUGCGAAUCGCGCGGGCUACCGCUGGAUUUUCUGGGUUCUCGCCAUCACUAAUGGCGUGCAAUUCAUCCUGUACAUCUUCUUUGGGCCCGAAACCCGCUAUAUUGGUGGUAGUACAGAGGAUUCACCUUCUGGCUUCAAAACCCAAUAUCUUUCGUUUCGACGCAUCGACCCCACCCCACUGACAUUCAGGGAAUUCGUUCACCCGUUGACCAUGGUUAAGCGCCCGAGCGUAGUCGUGCCAGCUGUUGUGUAUGCCAUGGUGUUCUUAUUCGGAAGUGUCAUGAUCACCGUCGAAGUUCCUCAGCUCCUACAAGAGAAAUUUGCUCUCAAUACUGAACAACUUGGUCUCCAGUUUAUCGGGGUCAUAGUUGGCACAAUCCUAGGAGAGCAAAUCGGGGGUUCCAUAUCUGAUUACUGGAUGAAUCGCCGAGCACGGCGUAUACGAAAGGAGCCAGAGCCAGAAUUCCGUCUCUGGCUCAGCUACCCCGGCAUUGUCUUGACCAUUGUUGGCGUCAUUGUCUUUUUAGUAUGUACCCAGCAGGCCCCUGAGGGGCAUUGGACUGUGACGCCUAUUGUUGGAACUGGAGUGGCUGCCUUUGGUAAUCAAGUCGUGACUACUGUCAUGGUCACAUAUGCCGUCGACUGCCACCCAGACGAUCCAGGAAGUGUAGGGGUCUUCAUUACAUUUGUUCGACAGAUAUGGGGCUUCAUCGGCCCAUUUUGGUUUCCUGAUAUGUUUGCGAACGUUGGUGUCGCUGCUAGUUCAGGUGUUGCGAGCGCCAUGAUAUUCAGCUGUAGCUUGCUACCCACUAUUGCGGUGCAUGCAAUGGGGAGGAAAUGGGCUUAA
Messenger RNA from Aspergillus caelatus, 1563 nucleotides. RefSeq names its product putative MFS transporter. Lineage: Eukaryota; Fungi; Ascomycota; Eurotiomycetes; Eurotiales; Aspergillaceae. Gene Ontology annotation, molecular function: transmembrane transporter activity. The record is from RefSeq and is a predicted model, not a curated record. The transcript has 4 exons. Gene Ontology annotation, biological process: transmembrane transport. The coding region runs from base 1 to 1563 and encodes 520 amino acids.